Molecule: messenger RNA, 2538 nt
Organism: Oncorhynchus keta (chum salmon)
Lineage: Eukaryota; Metazoa; Chordata; Actinopteri; Salmoniformes; Salmonidae
Product: butyrophilin subfamily 1 member A1-like
Exons: 10
Coding region: 581-1843 (420 amino acids)
Molecular function (GO): protein binding
Source: RefSeq, a predicted model, not a curated record
UACACGCUUUCAUUAGGGCUGUUAAAGAGCGGUAAAACUAUAUAUCCAUGUCCAAAUAUGCUACACGUUUUAGGGAGGUUAGAUUUGAGAUGUUAGUGCUGCAAUUCAUACAUUUCCACUCCAAAACGUAGUAGCUAGCCUACUCUGUUUCAGAAUAGCCUGGUUCACGUUGCACACAACUGCUACAUCGUUUGUGUAAUUUAAUCGUGGUCUCAAAUUAUAUGACGCGCUAUAAAUGAGAUGCAAUACUCUGGCGACCUCUUUUGGAUAAAAAAAGAAAUGCAUGAUUUUUAACGCGUGAGAUGACCAACCAUUUCCUCAGGCUAUUCGUCAACUUAUCGGAAACGUCCGAACUUUGAUUCGGACAACCGGGUGCUCAGUGACUCAAUCUAGUUGCAGUAGAUGGAGCCUGGUCGCAUGUAUGUAUAAGGGACAGUGAUGUGUAGAGUAGGCUAGCUAGUCACACCUAAGGAGAACAAAAACGUGGUUUUCUGAUCAAAAUAGUGGACUAGCUAUUAUCUUCCCCGUGGAUUCCUUAGAUUGUGGUGAUCGAUGGAGCACGAGGACAGAUGCAGGACAGAUGCAGAGCCUCGGUCUGAUGCCAUUAAAAGAGGGCAUUUCUCCCCCCCCCCCUCCCUCCCCAGCUGCCAAGAUGAUGAAGGAGUGCCUCCAGUUCUUCAUCGAGCCGGCCCAAAAAAUCAAGAUCCGCCUCAAGGAGUCUCGUAAGAAAGGGACGGAUGAUAAGAAAGAACCUUUAGUGGAGAGUCAGCUGUUCAUAAUGGAACUGGCCAGGGAACUCAACAGACUGUGCCAGAGGUCGAAGGUCUUAGCCCACAUCUGGACCAGUGAAGACACCUGGCCUCCCAGUGUGUGUAGACACUUCAUAGUGGAGUGGGCUGCUGUGCUAGAGAAGAGAGGCCAGCUGAGGAGCAUGCAGACAGAGAAGAGGGACUGGAAGACAGGGGGAGAGUAUGACAUGGGAACCCACAAAAGGGUCAUCAUGGACUGGACACACCAGCUCAGAAACAGACCAGAGCCCAGUAUCUGGCCCGGUGAGCCCGUAUUGAUGAUGUUGGAUGAUCUGGAGUUCCAGUGGCAGAGGGGGCGUCUGCCGAACCUUCUCCCAGCCAUGGAGCUGGUCAUGUGGGUGGUGCUGAGUGCAGACAGCCCUGACAAGGAGGACGUAACCAAGCAGUGGCUGGUCAGAAAACAGAGGAGUCAGAAGAGCGAUGCAGCCCGCUACAUUCCCCACAACGUAUGGAACUGGAUCUGUGAUGCUGCAGAGGAAGUGACCCUUGACCCCAAGACAGCCAACCCUGACCUCUUCCUCUCUGAUGACGACAAGCGAAUGCGCUGUGGCCUGGAGCGGCGAGAUAUCCCUAACUGCAGUCGCCGCUUCGACGGCUGGUGGUUUUGCGCUCUGGGAAGCGAGGGCUACAUCUCCGGGCGCCAUUACUGGGAAGUCGAAGUGGGCGACCGGGACUGGCGGCUGGGCAUGGCUAAAGGCUCCGCCCAGAGGAAGGGUUACAGUCCCCUCAACACACAGACGGGCUACCUCACCCUGAGGCUGGAGAGGGGCUCAGACCUCAAGGCGCUGACGGUGCCCGCCACGCCACUGGCCCAGAUGCUGGUGCCCAGAAAGGUAGGGGUCUACCUGGACUAUGAGCAGGGCCAGCUCUCCUUCUACGAUGUGGAGAAGAGGUCCCACAUCUACACGUACAACGAGACCUUCACAGAGAGACUGUUCCCCGUGUUUGGGACUGUAGAGGUGGUGAGGGAUCUGGUGAUCAGGCCGGCACAGACCAGGGAACCCUGCCUCUGCCCUGGACCCUGUCUCUGGUGAUAACGUAUUACAGUGUACUUCAAACCUGGUCCUGGAGAGCUAGCCUGGAGUCCACACGGAUUAUUGUAAUAGUAGCAAAAUUCUGUGUAAAUUCCAGGCUAGUGGAGGGCAGGCUUUUGUUCUGAUCCAGCACUAUCACACCUGAUUCGAUGGUGUGAUGAUUAGUUCAUUCAGGUGUGUUAAAACAAGGCUGGAACAAAUGCAUGCACUCCUUAGGACCUGGGCUGAAGAACAAUUAUUACCUCCUCCCUGUUACACUUUUUAUUACAUUGCCUUCAUGCCAUACUACUUCAAGGUCCAAAGGAACUGUAAAAGAACGUGCUGCCCAAAUUACCCAAAGAUCUGACGUAGUUGAUAUUUAGUUCAGCAAGAGCUUGCACACAGAAGACACACACAGAGAGACACACAGAAAGACACACACACACAGAGAGACAGACAGCUAGGGUUUACAGUCUAUAGUGUAUAAAAGGGAUGGUAGAGAAGGUAGCAUGCAGUACUUCAUUAUUCCUCCGAUUCUCUUAUUCUUAAAUUUUCUGAUUCUCUUCCUGUCUGAUUCUCUUCCUCUCUGAUUCCACUGUCCAGCUUGCAAGAGUCUAACCAUAUUUUUGGAAGUUACGGUUGAUAUUGACAGUGUGUAAAAUGGUGUGAUAACAAUGCUUUUUUUUCAGUCAUCAAUAAAUUAAGAAAAAUCUCAA